Molecule: messenger RNA, 1442 nt
Organism: Spodoptera frugiperda (fall armyworm)
Lineage: Eukaryota; Metazoa; Arthropoda; Insecta; Lepidoptera; Noctuidae
Product: myb/SANT-like DNA-binding domain-containing protein 3
Exons: 2
Coding region: 243-941 (232 amino acids)
Source: RefSeq, a predicted model, not a curated record
ACAGAAUUGACAGAUGAAGACGGAAUCUGUUUUAUUUGCAUUGUUUUGUGUACAAUAUUGAUAAUAAUUAUUAUUGCAAAUUAAUUUUAAUCAGCAUCACUAUACUGUACUACACUACAAUCAGUUUAUACACGUGCAAUGACCGAUCCUACUUUAAUUGAUACAUCUUUCAAGUUUAAUUAAACAAAAUGGUUAAAGAAUAUACAACUACUCGUGCAUGUAGAUGAAAAGUAUUUCAAAUAAUGGAAAGAAGUAAAAGACAAAGGGGAGUCUAUGUAACUGCUAAACAGAAGAAGAAGCUAAUAGAAUUAAUGACAAAACACCCUGAGUUGAUAUCUUGCAGAGUUACACAGGAUUUCAACUACAGUGACUCCCAACAACUGUGGCAUAGUAUCGCUAAUGAAUGCAACUCCAUACCCGGCGCAAGAAAGUCUUGGAGGCAGUGGAGAAAAACUUGGCAAGAUUUACGAUCAAAAACAAAGAAACGGCAAGCUGACACAAAUGGUGAACUGCCAAACUCAGUAGUCAUGCUAACACCAGCAGAGCAGGAAGUUUUGGGUCUAAAGAAUGUAUCUUCAACAACCAAUCAGACUCCGGAAUUCAUACCUCUCGAGGAACACAACAACCAGGAUAGCUUUGACAAUGUCAAUGAAUCUACUGCUUCAUACAGCGAUGCAGACUCAGCACCUGAAGAAAAAGUAUUCUCUGAACCUCCUGAAGUAAAAACGAAACAUAAAAAUAACACAAAACAAAAUACUAAACACACAAACAACUGUGCUUUCAAUUGUGAUUUGUUAGCGGUACAGGAACAACGAAAGAUACAGAUUAAAGAGGACUAUUUAAACUUUAAGAAGGACUAUUUAAGACAGAAAUUAGCUCUGAUGAAAGAACAGACAGAGGCUUUGAAAAGUAUUGCUAAAGAACUUUGUAUGAAUAAAUGAAUGAGCAUGGGAAGGGUGGGAAGAUAGAUUAUCUAUGAACUAAACAGCUGGCAGUAUGGAACACAGCUUUCCUAUUGGAAGAUUCUAUUCUAUUCUGCAAUACCCACACAAAAAUGAAUAGAGUGAUGAAAACAUGGAUCAGUAAAUAAAUGUGGAGAAUAACUGGAGAUAAAUAUAGGAAUGUGAUAAAUUUUAAUUUUAUACUUUUAACUAGUCAAGCAAUAAUCAUCAUUUUUUUGUACAUGAAUCUCAAGUACAAUAUUUUUUUAAACUAUAGGUACUUACUUUAUUUUAAAAUUGAUUGAUUUAUUUUUAUGGGAAAUAAUAUUUUAAUAAUUUUAGAUGACAAUGCAGUUUGUAAAUGAGAUUUUUUUAUACUCCUGCGAUUGCUUGAGCAAAAUAGGACAAGUAAUAAAACAUUAUUGCUCAGUACUUUAAUUUAGGCUGUAUUUAUAUUGUCUUGCCAUAACAUGUAUUAAACAUUAUCUAUGAAAUGAUAAA